Molecule: messenger RNA, 756 nt
Organism: Sphenostylis stenocarpa
Lineage: Eukaryota; Viridiplantae; Streptophyta; Magnoliopsida; Fabales; Fabaceae
Source: the annotation of a GenBank genome assembly
AUGGAUUCCCUUCCUUCUGUGUCGCCCUCCAUGGUCCUCCCUCCCAGCCACCCUUUCCGCCGUCUCCCUCCGCGGCUCCUCUCCGCCCGAACCCGAAGCCGUCGCCGCGUGUCCAUCUCCUGCAGCCUCGCCGGCGACGGCACCGACGACGACCUCGACAGGGCUCUCCACAUGGAUGGCGCCAUUCCCGGCACCUCCAACGAGUUCGUCAAACGCGUCUCCUCGCGCGCCUACGACAUGCGUCGCAACCUCCAACAGUCCUUCGAUUCCAGCAGCUACGAUGUUUUAGAUGCCAACCCUUGGAGAGAGACUUCAAAGCCUGUGUAUGUACUCACCCACAAGGAAAAUCAGUUGUGUACAAUGAAAACCCGCAGAAAUAGAAGUGAGGUUGAAAGAGAACUUGGAUUGUUGUUUUCUAAAGGAGGCAAGUGGGGAUCUGGAAUUGGAAAUCAGUCCAAACAGGCGAGGGGAGGGACUAAUAAGUUUCAAAUGCUUGUGGAAGAUGUUAGAGAGGGAGUACUGGUAUUUGAAGAUGAACAUGAAGCAGUAAAGUAUUGUGACUUGCUAGAAGGAGGUGGUCAAGGUUGUGAGGGUGUUGCCGAGAUUGAAGCCUCGUCGAUAUUUGAUCUUUGCCAGAAAAUGAGGGCUCUUGCAGUUUUAUUCCGCAGAGGGAGGACACCUCCUCUGCCUGAAAGUCUUAAACUCAAUCUGCGAGCUCGUAAAAGGUCCCUUGAAGAUCAUGAUGAUUUGAUGUGA